Molecule: messenger RNA, 1695 nt
Organism: Clonostachys solani
Lineage: Eukaryota; Fungi; Ascomycota; Sordariomycetes; Hypocreales; Bionectriaceae
Source: the annotation of a GenBank genome assembly
AUGCCGGGCAUCCCAAGAACCAAGGGCUGCUCAGUCUGCAAAAUCAGAAAAAUAAAGUGUGACGAGAAUUGGCCUAGCUGCACGCCUUGCCGGCGCUCCAAACGCCAGUGUCCGGGCCCAACACCACUUGUCAAUGACUCGUACAUCGCUCCUCGAGAUGCUGCGCCAGGAUCAGCGAGCCAUGGCAGCAAGAGAGGGCUGGUCAUUCGUGAUGGCCAUCGCGCGACGGCCAAAGCCAAGGCUCAAGCCAACAAACUCAGCCUACCUUCAAACCAUCCAUCCGAAGGCGGCCCUCUCACAACAUCGAGAUGCCAGCAAUCACGUUGCCUCGGCGCUCUCCGUUCCCAUCCCAUGACUCGCCCUGACCAGCUUGCAUCUUAUCUCAAUGCUGUUUUACAUGAUGGCACCUACCAGGGUGACCUCGCCCAGCUGGACGUGCUGUCCUUCAUCCCUCAACGCCUGCACCUCAGCCAAUGCCUUUCUGAUAGCGUAGCAUUCUGGUGCCAUUUACAACUAGACACCCGUCGAAAACUCCCAAAGCCCAGCGUCGCCACCUUGCAUUACUACAGCAAGGCGCUCCAGAGCCUCCAGAGCACCCUGGAAGGCAAAAAUGCCUAUCGGACUGAAACUCUAGCGGCGGCGGUCCUGCUCCAGCGAACUACCCUGCCUUUCCAUAAAACGGUCAAGUCUGACUCGAUUGCACAUGCCAAGGGUAUCUCAGCUUUGGUCAUGCAGAGAGGCCCUCCUAAUUUGGAUGACGAUCUUGAUGUCUCGCUGGCCAUUGAGUUGUGCUCGAACCUAUUCUGCUGGCAUUCUCAUGGGGAUGAUGAUGACACACAUCAUUCUGAGGUAGAGCCAGAAUCACCCGAUGUUGACGGCCCAGAGCCCACGGCGGAAUCGUUGGCCAUUCCGGGACAAGACGUAAUUCGAGAAGUUUUCGUCGACUUGCUGAACACUAUACCCGCUCUCAACUCCAUCCAUGAAAAUCCAGAAUCCAAGAAGACAGUAUCGCUCGAAGCAGCCGAUGUCCGUCGACGACUUUACGAUCUAAACGCCAUCGCGUCCAAAACAGCUUCCCAGAUUAAAAAUCAGCUCAAGGAGAUGGGAUUGAUCCAAGUAUUACCCGAUCCCGAGUCCUUUGUCAAAAAAAGAUAUCACUUUGAGUCAGUCGACAUAGCACAAGCUGUUCUUGGGAUUUUCAUUCUCGAAAUCAUCGCACCCAGAAUGCUACUUGGACUCACCUCACUUUGUGACCCCCCAGAAGUGGAUGACGUGUUGCAAAGAUACCGGGAUGCCUCCGUUGAGCUUUGGAUGUGCAUCCCGUAUUUAGACAAGCUGGGACUCACGGAUGCGCAGAUCAUCUCCUGCGCCUUCUGCCUCAGCUAUGAAGCGGCGGAUGCCACCGAGAGGGAUCUUGUCGCGGAUGUUGCCGCGCGUUACGACACCUACCUCUCGAGGCUAAAGAACAACCGCACUUUGUUGAUCGAGCGGGUGCUGCGGACCGCAAAGCAAUUGACUGGUGGUGCAGACAUCAUGCCCAUACAAGUACUGAUGAUCGGCGGUCCGGAUAAGAAAUCGUCGCCUCCGAAGAAUAAGCAACCUCGGGCUUCACCUGGGAAGCCACAGUCUGCCCAUCUUCUUCACGGCUGCUUGUUCUUCCAGGGGCUCUUGAGCCAAGAUCCAGAUGACCCUUGA